This is a messenger RNA of Rhincodon typus (whale shark), 8860 nucleotides long. It is a transcript of the gene igsf10, whose product is annotated as immunoglobulin superfamily, member 10. Gene Ontology annotation, molecular function: protein binding. NCBI's taxonomy places the organism in Eukaryota, Metazoa, Chordata, Chondrichthyes, Orectolobiformes, Rhincodontidae. Gene Ontology annotation, cellular component: extracellular region. The transcript has 7 exons. The record is from RefSeq and is a predicted model, not a curated record. The coding region runs from base 414 to 8384 and encodes 2656 amino acids.
ACAGGGCUGAGAGAGAAAGGUUUGAUACGUAUAAAGGGCAUUGGUUUGCUGGAGUUCUGUGCCUGUAGAACAGCCUGCCCUCUCUGGAUAACUCACACCGUACAUUCAGAGCUGUGCUAGGGGAGGGUCGUUACUGCUGUCUGUAACACUGCGCAGCUCCAGACUUGUCUAAACAAACUUCAGGUUGAAUUCAAGCCCUGACUGGAUCCUUUUUUUUUUGUUCGCUACCAGAGAAAAAGGGGCUUGGAGCAACAGGUGGAUCUCAGUAAUCCGGGUUUGGAUUGUUUCUGGACUGAGCAACGUUGGAGCUGCCUCAUUGACCUGAAUCCUAAGGAGGCUCUUUCUAGUCCCUGGUCCAUUUGCAGGGAGUUUGACCUUGCGGUAUGUAACCCUUUGCUAAAGGGUCAAAGAGGAUGAGUGCAGUCCGCCAAAGGAGUCUGUCUCUCUUCUCUGGGCAUUGUGGCCUGCUCGUGACGUUGGCAGCUCUCGUCGGGCGCUGGUGCCUCUGCGCCGCUUGCCCCAAGCUAUGCGCCUGCUACGUGCCGACCGAAAUCCACUGCACCUUCAGAUACCUCAGCGCCAUCCCAGACGGCAUCCAAACUCAAGUAGAGCGUAUAAAUUUGGGUUAUAAUAACCUGAUGGAGCUAACCAGCACCAGUUUUGCUGGGCUGAAAAAUCUCGAACUGUUGAUGCUUCACAGUAACAAGAUUCAAGAGAUACCAGACAAGGUCUUUCAGGAUCUGCAGUCACUGCAGGUUCUGAAGAUGAGCUACAACAAGAUUAAAGCACUGAAUCGUGAGACUUUCCAUGGCCUUCGCAACAUAGUGCGGUUACAUAUGGACCACAACAGCAUUGAAUUCAUUAACCCUGAAGCAUUCUAUGGGCUCACUUCAUUGAAACUGCUCCACUUGGAAGGAAACAUGCUUCAGGAACUACACAGAGAUACAUUUGUCACUUUUCGCUUCAGCCAGAUCUUCAAAAUGUCUUCAAUAAAGCACAUUUAUCUGUCAGAUAAUGCUCUAACAUCCAUUCCCAGUGAUCUGCUAUCUUAUAUCCCAGAACUUGAAAGCAUCUAUCUGCACGGAAACCAAUGGUCUUGUGAUUGUAACUUGAGGUGGUUAACUGAACUCAAUGAAAGACUACCAGGAACAAUCAAAUGCAAGAGAGACCGAAAUUAUCCAAAUGGUCAGAUCUGUCCUUUGUGCACGUCACCAGGUGUCUCUAGGGGCAAAACUAUUUUACAGCUGCCUCCUUCAGUAUUUGCAUGUGCACCACCAAGUAUCCAAUCUCCACUGAAAAUCAGAAACAGCACUCUUCAAGAAGAGGGGGAUUACGCUGCCGUUAAUGCCAAGGAUUUUGUGGCCCCAUUAGGUCAGAUGAAUUUGAACAUGAGCGAUCAGUCUGGGAAUGGCUGUGAAAUAACUUGCAACAUUCACAGACCCUUAGAAACACCACAGGUAAGCCUGGAUCAAAAAGAAGGCUACGUGCUGCUAAACUCUUCCCUGUCAACCUUCCUGGUCUGCUAUGUCGACUAUGAACAGAUCCAACGGCUUUGGGGCAUCUUGGCAAUGUACACUGAUUCACCUCUACGACUUGAGAAGGAUACAUUGCUGAGCAAAACACCGUACAUGAGUUAUCUGUAUAAACAGUCACCGGCCUCGGACUUGCACCAGUUUACUGGUGUUGAGAUGCAGAUCAGGGCAGAUCCCGCGUGGCUAAUGCAAGACGAGAUCGCCCUGCAGAUGGACAGGACUCGGACAACGUUGAACGUUUUGCAAAUCAAGUAUCAGGUAGAGGUUCAGAUUAACUUGCAAGACCUAGAAGCUAAACCUGGGAAAAAUAGUUGGGUGAUGAUAAAGAAAGCCAAAGAUGCAAGAAUGGAGCACUUUGUGGUGGUAGGUGGGACAGUGGAGUUGGAGUGCCAAGCCAUUGGUGACCCCAAACCCAUCAUUGCAUGGAUACUUCCAGAUGGCAGCAAAGUGCGCGCUCCAUACAGCAGCGACGAUAGCCGGAUUUCAGUCAAUGCAGAUGGCAAGUUCGUACUAAGGAUAGCUGACCUAUACGACACUGGCAUCUAUCAUUGUGUGGGAACCAAUUACCAAGAUGCAGAUGUGCUGAGCUUCAGAGUUAUCAUUCUGGACCCUAAUGUGGUAGAGAGCUAUAUAAAUGGCCCUUACAUUUCUAAAUCAGGUGGCGACUCAAUCCUUCUGCCGUGCCAAGCAACUGGCAUUCCAAAUGCAUCCAUUAGUUGGGUUCUCCCUGACCAUAGAGUAUUACAUCAAACAACUGGGAGUAAGGAGAUAACCCCAAAUGGGACUUUAAAGAUAAAAAAGCUAACAACCAGGGACAGUGGCUAUUACAGGUGUUUGGCCGCGAACCGAUAUGGAAUUGAUCUCUUGGCAUUACAACUGAUGGUUACUGGGUCCAGAAUUUCUCCUGAGAAUGAAAUUGCUGAAAGUAACGCCAGGGCAGAGGGAGACUUUGGAUCCGGGGAGAGUGAGGAAGACUUGCUGGAGUCUGAAGAUUUGCAGCAUGAUCAGUUCUCUUCUCAGAGUACCUCAGAGGACGAGACAUACUCUAUUACGACCAGCAGUUCACAGCUCACACCUCACCCGGAAACAAGCACAGCAGCCACAGUUACCCCCAGGAGGAGAAUUCAUGGCAGUGGCGCAAAACCACAUCGGUGGCCUAACCGUAGACUUUUGAAACAACCAAGAAGGAGAGUAGACCCUCAGCACUGGGCAGAGUAUCUGGCAAAGGUCAGAAAAAAAGUCUCCACAAAAACCGCAACACGUAAAAUCACCAUCAAACCUCACGUGAAAGAUUUGUCAUCAGAGACAACAGCUGAUGAGGAAACAUCAGGGGUUGACUUGGAAGAUGCAGAAGAGAAAGAACUUAUGGUGGUAGUAACCACACCACCUACCGUUGUUUCAAGUAUUCCAUCACAUCCUAUCACUGAGACGUCAACUGAAAUUGGUCCACAGUUGAAAUUAGUUCUUCCGGUUGUAAAGCAAUUUCACACAACAAAGCCAGACACAAAAGCUGUAGCUCCUCCAAUUCUAAAGGUGGCUACAGAUUCUAGUUUGUUUCCAAAGGUAACAGAGACCAUUACUAAAAAGGAAUCUAUCAGAGUGAUAUCCCAGAGGCCAACUGCAACUCCGCAUGUAUCUGAACCACCCGAAGCAAAUGCAGAACUUCAGCUGACAAUUUCUAGCAAUUUUAAGGAGCCCCAUUACAUGUCAACUCCGACGCCAAUACCGUUGACCGUAGACACACCAAAGGAGCACACGUCAUCAAUAACUUAUACAACAGGAAAGGUUGACCUUGUGGCAGUGUCACAAAGUGAGACUGAAAGGCUGCGUGACUAUCACACUCACAUUGCAACAGUUACUAUGGCCAAAGAGGAUGGGAAUCGAAUUCUGUUUAAAACCACUCAGAAAAUCACAUCUCCAUUGACUACAUCCCUAUCCACCAUCCUCACUCAGCAGCUUCACAUUAUAAGGGAAGCGACCACUGGUGCUCCAGUUUCCAAACCACAGCGCUUUGAGUGGCGACGGAAAUUCCCCCAUAGACGUCGCUUUGGUAGGCCAGGCAUGUGGAGACACAGGUACAAGAUUGUGAGACCCAAAAUGAGGAGGCCUGCUUGGUCUGAGGAGAGAACAACACUGUCCACCUUGAUGCAUUCUGAAGCCUCCAGCACAAAUCGCAUGCCCCCUGUUACCCAGGUCCCACUAGGACCUCCACUUCCACAACCAGCACCAGUGCCAAAUGGAUCAAGUACCAGGUCUGUGCAAGCAUCCGUCCAGCAAUCUGGAGAUUUGAGUGCCGGUGAAGCUACAACCAAACACACCCGCAUUUAUCCAAUGGAAGAAAUGCAAAGAGUUAGUGAUCCUGAGGUGGGAACGACCUGGUCACAAUGGGUGACUGGGGCUGAUGCUGGAACACAAACUCCAGAGUCUGAAACCACUACACAGCUCACUGAGACUAGUUCAGUUGCCAGAACAACACAUACUAGCGGGAGAUUACCAGGAAGGUCACCUUAUCUUGACCUUCUCUCUACGCCUACUGUGAUGACUGCCAAGCCUUCAACACAGUCCUCCAAGAUUGUUCGUGAGAAGAUCCCUUGGAAUCGGCUUUUUGGAGUGAAAAAUCAGAAGGAUGCUUUGAGAAGGCUUAGUAAGCCCAUCAAGAGUUCCCAGGCCAAAACUGCUGCUCCUAAAAUGUCUAUCAUUUUAACAAAGCCUACUCCUCACAGUGUAAUGGCAUCGCAGGCUGUAGGAGGCUCACUGAAACCCCACAUCUUGACAUCAAAUCCCAAUAGCAACCAAAUGAAGCUAACUACGAAUCUCCCUGCUGUUUUCCUCCAUACUCCUUCAACAACAAAUCCACCAACAACAGUUACAACCAUUCCCAUCACUGCAGAGACUGUAACCACCACUGCAGCCACUACCCAAACAACUCACACCACACGCAGAAUGGGACUCCGUCGGAGGAUAUCAGGCAAGUUUAAGAGACCAAGGAAGCGUAUACAACCAUCAUCACGAGCAACCCUGAGGCGUAAUCGCUUGGUGACAUCAGCAGCUGAAAGUAGAAAGAUGCGUCCAACAAAAACUAGGAUUCCAUUAUCUCCAGACACUUCAGUACCCACUGAAGCAUCUCAUGAUGUUGCCACUGCAGUUAACACUGCUGUCAAAGAUGCACAAUCAAACAAGCCUCUUUUAACCUCAGCUGGAGUGAAUCCAACUACAAUCACAAGGCAGUAUAAUUCUAAAUUUCUCCAUCUGCCGAGCAAUGCCCUCACCAGUCAGUCAACUGUAAGGCCACUCAACACAACCAAUCCAAUAACCCUAGUCCCAUCUACUUCCAAAACCACGGCAAGGAGAAUCCCAAUUAUUAAACUUCAAUCAUCCACCAUCACAGAGGCAACUAGGUGGUCUACCAUCCAAAAGAUAAUUCAUCCUACCAAAAUGACGCUGUUGCCCCCAGCUACUGAAGCCACCAGUACCACCACAACCAUUGCACCAUCCACUGAUUCAAGUGUGCUUUCUACAACUGUGACUGCCAGCUCCAACCAGUCACUGAUCACUGCCAGGUCUCCCCCCAGGACCGUGUCCAGAUUCCGCAUCACCUUACGCAGGUUUACCACAUCUGAGCCUCCGAAGCAGGCCCAACCUCUGCUGCCAGAAUCCAGGAUAGAUACGCCACUUUGGCAAAACCUGCAGACCAAAGCCAUAAGCACUGUGCAAACAAGUACUGAGACUAAAUGGGAAACACCACUGGGCUUUACAGAGGGGCCAACCAGAUACAGAGUGGCACCACCCAAAUUGGAUGGUGAUCUUGAAAACACUAUAGGGAAUGAAGGUGGUAAAGAUGAUGUUUUCAACAGGUCCAAUGCUUUGUCACACAACAUCAUCGCUGUGGAUCCCAUGAGUCAGAACCAUCCCUCCAAACCCAGACUGAUUGGUGGAAACACAGCCAGUUUCACAUUUGUGGCAGAUUCUGAUGCAUUUAUACCAUGUGAAGCAACCGGGAAUCCACUUCCCAUCAUCAGUUGGACAAAAAUCUCAACAGGUGCAACGGUCACAGCUAAAGUCAAACGUGGCAAUAAAUUUGAGGUCUUUCCAAAUGGCACACUGACCAUUCAGAAAAUUACAGUUCAGGACCGUGGACAGUACCUCUGCAUAGCAGAAAACCAGUAUGGCUCGGAACGACUUCUGGUCACUCUCUCUGUGGUGGCUUACCCUUCGAAGAUAUUAGAACCUCGAAUGAAAGACAUCAUAGUCCAUGCUGGGUAUCCAGUGGAGAUGAAGUGCCGAUCUCAGGGAAGGCCAGCUCCAACAAUCUCAUGGAUCCUUUCCAACAGGACCCUGGUGAGGAACAGUAGCCCAUUCAAUGGGAGAGUCUCAGUGUUGGCUGAUGGCACCCUCAAGAUUAAAGCAGUCACCGUGUAUGAUCAAGGGAAUUACAGGUGUGUGGCCAGUAAUCCGGCCGGUAUUGAUACAGUAACUGUUAGGAUGCAAGUGGUCGCUCAGCCCCCAGCUAUCCUGGAAGCAAGGCAAGACAGUGUCAAAGGUGAAGAAGGGCAGAACAUCAGACUACCCUGCACCGCUGUAGGAACACCUACACCUUCUGUCCGUUGGAUGAUCUUUGAUGGCACCGAAAUCCAACCUUUGCAGUUUAUCAAUACAAAAGUAUUUGUCUUUACCAAUGGGACACUUUAUGUCAAAUCCUUGACUCCAUCAGACAGUGGGAAUUAUGAAUGUAUAGCUACAAGUUCGACUGGAUCGGAAAGGCGAGUUGUAAGUUUAAUGGUGGAACGCAAACACGAGAUCCCUAAGAUUGUUUCUGCUUCCUCGAGCAACAACAAAGUGAACUAUGGAGAUAAAUUACAACUCCACUGCUCAGCCACGGGCAAUCCAAAACCCAAAAUCAUUUGGAGAUUACCUUCCAAGUUAAUUGUGGAUCAGUGGCACCGAAUGGCGAGCCGCGUCCUGGUCUGGCCCAACGGGACCCUGACGAUCGAAUCGAUCACAGAUCGAGACGCCGGAAUCUACCUGUGCAUCGCCCGAAACAAGGAGGGCGACGACAUGAGGUCACUGAACAUCGAUGUGUCCAUGAAGCCAGCGCUGAUCGAGCGCAAACAGUCCGUUCACAAACACGUCUCGUAUGGCUCUGACCUCCAAGUCGACUGCAAGGCCUCUGGCUUCCCCAAGCCUGAGAUCUCCUGGAGCUUGCCCGAUGGGACAAUGGUCAACAACGUGCUGCAGGAGGAUGACAGCGGCAGGAGGAUCCGCAGGUACAUUGUGUUCGGUAACGGGACUCUCUACUACAAUAAAGUGGGGUUGGCCGAGGAAGGCAAUUACACGUGCUAUGCUCAAAACACUCUUGGCAAGGACGAGAUGAAAGUACACGUGACUGUGGUGACCAUGGCACCACGUAUAAAGAAACCAUACAACAGAUCCCUAAAGGUUACCAGUGGAGGCAAUGCAAUGUUUCAUUGCCAGGCUGUGGGAAAGCCGCUGCCAAGGAUACUAUGGAUGCUCCCCACAAAUGAGAUUAUAUCGUUUUCCAAGAAUCGGUAUCAUCUGCACUCCAAUGGUUCGCUGCUGAUCAAAAACGCCCGUCUCUCGGAUGCUGGGGAGUACAUGUGCAUUGCUCGCAAUCCUGGGGGUGACGAUACAGACCUUUUCCGUUUGGAUGUGGCAUCAAAGCCACCGCUAAUAAACGGCUUGCCCAGGAAUAAGACGGUCAUCAAGGACUACGCAGUGAGGCACAGCCGGAAACAGAUCGACUGCAGGGUCGAGGGAGUCCCCAAGCCCUACAUCACCUGGAUCAUGCCGGAUAACAUCAUGUUGAACGCUCCGUACUACGGGAGCAGGAUUGUCGUCCACCAGAAUGGCACUUUGGAAAUCCGCAACGUCAGGGUUUCGGACAACGCCGAGUUCAUCUGUGUGGCCCGGAACGACGCUGGCGAAGCCAUGCUGGUGGUCAACCUGGAGGUGACCCGGAGACUACGGAGGCCUGUCUUCAGGAAUCCAUUCAACAAGAAGAUCGUCGCAAGUGCCGAGCGGCCCACCAUCCUGAACUGCUCAGCAGACGGCUAUCCACCUCCAGAAAUUAUUUGGAUCCUUCCCAAUGGAACACGGUUCACCGGUUCACACAAGGCAGCCCACUACCAAAUCAACAGCGACGGCACCUUUCUGAUUCACGGCCCUAAUGCCAAGGAUGCGGGCAAAUACCGGUGUGCAGCCAAAAACACAAUUGGAUACAUCGAGAAACUGAUUAUCCUGGAGGUGGGUCAGAAACCCAUCAUUCACACCCGGCCUCUGGGAUUAAUACGCAGCAUGAGCGGGGAUACUUUAUACCUUCACUGUUCUGCCAAUGGUAGACCAACGCCAAAAAUUGUCUGGACUGUGCCCAGUGGCUACAUCCUCAACAGGCCGCAAAUAAAUCCUCGGUAUAUCCUGUUUGAAAAUGGGACUUUGGUUGUUAGGGAAAUGAGCAUCCGUGACAGGGGCAACUAUAUUUGCAAAGCGUACAACAACGCAGGCGACGACUCCAGCGUAACAUCAGUGAUUGUUAUAGCCUACCCACCUCGCAUCGCCAACGGACCCCCCAAAUCGGUUCAGGCCUUCGCCGGCAGAGCUGUCCAACUCAACUGCAUGGCAAUUGGCAUCCCCAGGCCAGAGAUUGUGUGGGAGCUGCCAAACCACAGGGUGCUUUCCACAUUCAGCAAGGGCCAGCCGACCAGCAGUGAGCUCCUGCACCCACAGGGAACACUGGUGAUCCAAAAGCUAUCGGCAAAGGAUUCAGGGACAUACAAAUGCACAGCCAAGAGCCAACUAGGCAGUGACUCCCGACUGACAUAUAUUCAGGUCAUAUGAAGCGACUGCUCUUCAUAAAUACAUCUCUAUAUUCUUAUAUUCAUUUUUGAAUAUAUAUAUUUCCUAUAUAUAUCUAUGUAUUUUUUACAGAGAUUACUAUUAUACUUUGAUGUUCACAGUUAAGUCUAUGGACUGAUUCUUUUCAGUCAAGAAGGAAAUAUUUUGUUUCCCUGAAUAAAGAGAUCUACGAAACAACGCCUACACAUGUUUGGGUGGGAGGGGUGAAAAUUUAAAGUAAUGUGUUUAUCAGAAAACUGUUGAGAUUGAAAGAAACUCUGCUUUUACAGCUGUCCCGGUCUUACCCUCCAUUGAGAGCAACAUUGGUGUAAAAAUCAAUGAUCCAGCUGAUCCCAUUGGAUUCCAGUCAGGAUGUUGGCAAAACAUUGGCCCUUAUUUCAAGGGGUUUGGAAUAUAAGAGUAAGGAAGUCUCACUGCAACAGUACAAAGUGCUGAUGAGACCACAUCUGGAGUACUGU